CAGCCAAUGAGCAGACACAGAGCCACUACACAGACAAAGAGGAGCGCCCGUACACAUUCACACAGACAGCACUGUCAGCCAAUCAGCUUCUACUAUUCCACAAGUAGGCGGGGCACGCGGCUCAUGAAUAUCCAACAUGAGCGCUCGGUGGGCACAGAGAACAAGGGGCUUGUGUAGUGUUGUUUUUGCAUCCUAAAGAUAUUGACAAACAGGCCUGAAAUCGGCACCGUCAGUGAAAACAAAGGGAGAUCCGCGCGUGUGUGAGAGAUCCUGUUGCAUCCCGGUGCAGGAGGCGGAAGAGGAGGCUCGGUACCGUUAGGGAACAUCGCCCCGGUGUGCUCGCAGCGUAGCAGGGAACAAUGUCAGGCAAAGCAGCGCUCAAGCCGAGCGGUGCCGUCGUUACAGCGGCUCCGCAGAAGUCCUUUCCGUUUGUGUUGAAGAAGAUCAUGGACAUCCCUCCUCCUAACAUCCUGGAGGAAGGCGAGGACGAAAUAGAGAAAGAGAAGCUGUGCUCAUCUGAGGAUGUGGAGGGAGGCGGGGCCGGAGCAGCCAGUGCUGGUGGAGGUUCCAGAGGAGGAGGCGGCGGUGGCGGCGGCGGUGGUGGUGGCGGAGGCGUAUCAGCCUCCUUGACCCCAGCCAUUUGGGAGAAGACCAUCCCCUACGAUGGGGAGACCUUCCACUUGGAGUACAUGGACCUGGAUGAGUUCCUCCUGGAGAACGGGAUCCCCGUGAGCCUGGAGGAGGAGGAGCUGCAGAAGACGCUGGCCUCAGUGGGAGUCAAAGGCAAAUCCGUCCCCAAGGUUACUCCUGCAGCUACCACUACUCCUCCUGCUGCUGAUGCUGCUGAGGCUGAAGCCACUGUCCCCACCUCAGCAGCUUCCCCCUCUGUCUCCGCCACCUCCACGGUCACCUCAGACCCAGAGGAAACGGUGACCGUCACCACGUUACAACCAGCUAAGCUAGAGGAGGAGGAGGAGGAGGAGGAGGAGGAAGAGGAGGAAGGACAAGAAGAGGAGCCAGAGGAGGCGACAGCAGAAGUGACAGAGAAGAAAACAGAUCGCAGCCCCGCAGAGCGCAACACGCCCUCCCCCAUCGACCCAGAUGCCAUUGAGGUGGACAUUAACUUCCAGCCGGACCCAACAGACCUGGUCCUGUCCAGCGUGCCGGGGGGAGAGCUGUUCAACCCGCGCAAACACAAGUUCUCUGAGGAGGAGCUGAAACCGCAGCCGAUGAUCAAGAAGGCCAAGAAGGUGUUUGUUCCUGAUGAGCAGAAGGAUGACAAAUACUGGUCCAGGAGAAAGAAGAACAACGUGGCAGCAAAGCGUUCUCGCGACGCACGGCGGCUGAAGGAGAACCAGAUCACAGUGCGCGCCUCCUUCCUGGAGCGGGAAAACGCUGCGCUGCGGCAGCAAGUGGCCGAGCUGCGGAAGGACUGUGGCCGCUGCAAGAACAUCCUGACCCGGUAUGAGGCGAAGUACGGCCCGCUGUAAAGAACUCAGAACAAAACCCACGACGUAAUCAAUGAGACAAAAAGGAGAACUCCCUUCCCCGCAGAAUUCAACACAGACACAAACACCAAGGGAAUCUAAAUUUGCACUGUCGUCUUCGCUGACCUCCAGUCACUGUGUCAAGCUCCAGUCGUUGUUUCAAUGCUGGAGUUUCGGAUGCACACUGGCAGGCGGUGAGACAUGAUGGGAGCGGUGGUCACAGGAAGGCCUGUGGAGAGCGCCUGGCUCCUACACUCAGAGAGGAAGGGGACGAUUGUGGACACUCCCAUGGUCAAACACACAUGGAUAAAUCUGAUCUGUCUUAAGACGGUCUCAAGAAAGUCAGGAAAUAAGCAAAGAGCAGACUGGUACAAAAGAAUCACAGGCUUUUAAAUACUUACACAAAUCAGUUUUUAUCACUGCACAGCACUUCUUCUUAGUGGACCAAAGCAUGAUCGAGUAACGUCAGUUAGAAGUCCUGUAUUUAGAACAGUGCACACAUGCCGCCCCUCACAUUUCCUUGUGUUGCACUCAUGUUUGUGUCUGUACUUCCUUUAAAAAUACUCCGGCUGAGGCUCAGAUGAAGGAUGUUCGUUAACUCACGGCAGGGCAGGAGAGAGACAGACGGGAUAAAGGAGGCAGAUUCAAAGCGGUACUUCCAGCCUGAAGAGAGCGGAGGCACAGACCUCAGGUCAGCAGAGGAGAAACAGAUUAGUGGUGUGAUUCAGUCACAGUUCUUCCUUCUUGUAACCCACAUGCACGCCUCUGCGCACACAAAAACUGUUUGUAUAUAUAGUCAUCUCCCUGCACCACAUAGAUAUGUGCGUGUAUCCGUGUGUAAUCCAUUUUUGCACUUUCUCUUAAAAACAGAUUAUAGUGGUGGCAGACUUUAUUUACCACCACGACGGGAGACACAGUAGCGUAUUAGGGAAAAAAAACAUGCAUGACCUAAAAUUUAAAGCUACUGUGAUGUAGUUUGCUUUUCUACUAACCUCAGACCAGAGCCUCACACAAGAUUUUAUCAAAGACUUUGGGUUUCCUUAAAAAGAUAUUUUAAAAUGAAGAGUUUUUUCUGUCGGUUCCUUUUUGAAGGCGUAACGUGUGAUGAUCUCCAGGGCCCUCACUGGUGGAGGGGUAUGUUAAUACGUAGGGUUGUUUAUUUUACUGCACACCGCAGGUAGAGGGCGCUAGAGCCACUGCCUGCCCGGUCUCGGUGUAGUGAUGGCUGGAUUGAUUUUUAAAAAGAGAAAACAUUAGCCAGGCCCAAAGUUGACUGCUUCUAAUCCUUGUAAAUAAAUGAUUGUCUCAUGGUCUUUAUUCCCUCAGACGGGGAUUCUGACCGUGUCUUUAUUAACCCAAUACUAUUCCUUAUAUUUGCCAAAUAGUCAAUGAGUGCUGUAUUUAUUCUGAUGGUAAUAAUGCAUCUGUUGAUUGUGAUGUACAACAAUAUGUCAGAUAAUUAUUUCCUCUGAGGAACAAUACUUGUAACGAAACCAAUGCAGGGAAAUCAAUGGGUAAACUGUGCUUUUGGAUGUUUGUUUUAAAAACAGAUUUAUAUAGUUUUAUGGGAUUUUUUUUCCUCUCUAUACACACACAGCAUGUGUCUAACUCUCAAAGGAGAGGGCACACUCUUAUUUACCUCAUCCAACACUUCCUGUUUUGAAUGGUUAAGCGUUCCGUAGGGCUACAAAGUGGUGUUGGUUGAAACAGAGAGCACAUAAAAAGCAGCUUAGUUCCAUUUGGCAAAACUCCGAGUUUAUAGUUCUUUUUAUUUUUUGCUAAACUGGCUGUGUCUAAAUUAGUAAAUACAUUACAGACUGUUAUGGGACUCUAUAUCUCAAGUGUCUUUGGCUGAUGCACAUUUUGCGAUCAGUCGGCUUGUGCUCAUAAUCACCGUAAUCUUGGAAAGAAAAAUAAAUGUGGCAAUAAUACUCUGUUAUUUUAUGCUCGUUUUAUUUCAGUGAUGAUGUUGUAUGUAAAAUUGCUAUGAUGUACUAAAUAGAAAAUGCCCCCAAAGUCAUUUGUGCUUCCAGUUCAGAUCCUCUGUAGUCUAGGAUCCUAAUGCAUGAAACCCUGUCAACUUGUCUUUUGUUUUGUUUUUUCUUGAAUAUUUUACACCAAGUGUACUUAUGUCUGUAAACCAUCACUGAAAACUAGAUAUGUUUUUGAUGGGGAGGUCGGUGGUCUAUUGUACAGUUCCGUCAAAAGAAGAAAAGCAGAACAUCUUUGCUGUGAUGUCCUGUGUUUAUGACUUGCAUAAUGGCGCCACCUAUCCCUGUGCAGCCAGUGCUUGACCUUGGGACGAACGUCAGCUGAAAACAGCAUCUUUUGAUCACUGUGUGGAUUGUUUUCUAUUUACUAUAUAAGAUUGAUCUAUAUCUAGAUACAGUACACUGGAUCAGUCAGUGAUUUUGUGUUUUUCUCGCUAGGCUCUGUGUUCGUUCCAGUUUCCUGAUGGUGUAGUGUGAGACAUUACCUAGCAACGUGUUUUAUGUUGCAUUGACAUUCAAACUCGGCGUUGACUGUGGUCGAUGGAUGCAAAUUUUUGGUUAAUUUUGAACCAAAUUAACGAAAGGUACAGGCUAAGACGGUCUUUUAGAGGACACAAAUCAAGAUUGUUUAUAGUUCUGCACACAGUAGCAAUCUCUAUUUUAAUUGAAGCACCUGUUUUCUUCUUGUGUUCUUUUAUUCAACACUUCUUGUGCUGUUAGUAGAAAUUAAAACAAUUGUUUCAGAGCAAAAUUCAGUAACCUGUAACCUCCAUUUAUGACUUAAAAUUAAGCUUCAUCGGGCACUACAUCAUUAGAGAAUUGAGCAUGAAAGCAUUAAUUGACAUGCCCAGAGUGAAGCCAGUAAACAUAGAUGUGUCGGGACAACUAAAAUCAUUAAUUCUCAUGUCAAAUAUUUUGCGUAACGCACAAAACCUGUACGAAAAACUGUAGUUGUACCACUCUGCCUGCAGGUGGCGCAUGUUUGAGAGCUCUGUUGUUUCCUUUACCUGUAGAUGGUGCAAAAUAGCGUCUACAUCCGAACUAGCGUUGUCAAAUAUAUCAGUUUAUCGAUUUGUAUUGAUUCUGAAUAUUUAAAACGGUUUCAGUACUUAUUUUCCGCAGUAUUGAUACACCAAAACCAGCUGCGCUUUCUUGCUUUCUCUUAUUGUUAAUGUUUACCACAAUCAUUCUGCUGUUCUCUGCUACUAAUCAAGUAAAGGAAUGUUAUUAUGUCAUAUCGUUUAACACAAAUUUAACGCCCUGAGUGUCAAUUUUCCCCAAGGUCGGUAUUUUUCAAGGUGUUAUAUCGAAGUUAGCAACUCCAGUAUCGUGACAACACAAGUCUGAACUGCUGUUUUCAGCUUCUGGCCUGAAACUGUUGGCACUGGCUUUUUGGGUGCUGCACAUCAAUGACACAGCGUCCUUGUUUGCUAUUCAAAGUAGCUACAAUACUCCUGAGGAAGAAAAAAAAAUAUUUAAAAGUCUAUUGAUUUUUAACGUUUUGUUUGUUAUGUGGUGUUUUUGCUUUACUUUCUCUUUUUAUAUAAACAUAUAUGUUUUUGUUAGGUGUUUUUGUAUUGUCUUUGAUCAUGUAUGGGAUACAUGCAACUGCAGUACCAUGUCCUAACUGUAUCUUGUAUCAUGCAAUUGAAAUAAAUUGGGAUUUAAUGACA
Epinephelus lanceolatus (giant grouper) is the source of this 5151-nucleotide messenger RNA. It is a transcript of the gene tefb, whose product is annotated as TEF transcription factor, PAR bZIP family member b. Gene Ontology annotation, biological process: regulation of transcription by RNA polymerase II. Gene Ontology annotation, molecular function: DNA-binding transcription factor activity, RNA polymerase II-specific; RNA polymerase II cis-regulatory region sequence-specific DNA binding. Gene Ontology annotation, cellular component: nucleus. The record is from RefSeq and is a predicted model, not a curated record. NCBI's taxonomy places the organism in Eukaryota, Metazoa, Chordata, Actinopteri, Perciformes, Serranidae.